GCUCAAAUAUAUCAAUUUAAUUUUUUCCCAUAGUUUUAAAUGCAACACGUGACGUCACAUGACCAAACGCAUGCUUAUCCUGCUGCCGCAAACCCCAGGUAGCAUGUCGUAAAACCGAUCUGUGUUCAGUAUGUUGUUAGAGAAGUAAACUGCUACUGCCAUUGAUAUCCAGACCUUCCGAGAUUUCAUACUUAAAUAUGUAUUAAAAUAUGUAACACAUAUGGCUUAACAACGCCACGGACGCCGUGUGGGCUUUGAGAAGCAAAAAUGUGAGUUGAUGUGCAGCAAAACAAGCUCGAAGAUGGCAACCUACAACGCCGAAGCAGGACAUUCUGUUGUGGUGGAGGUGAGCCCAGAUAUCCAUAUCUGCGGCUUCUGCAAACAGCAGUACAAUAAUUUUGAGGUCUUUCUCGCCCAUAAGCAAAAUGGAUGCGCUCUGCCCACCUCUGACGCAUCAGCCACCACUGCAGCAGCCUCUCUGGCAGAUUCCAGCGCUGAGUUUGUUUUGGAGGAAACCUACCAGACCUGCGUUGUGAAAGGUGUCAAAAAGAUCCUGACCAAAGCCCAGAAAACACCUUCCAAAAAAUUAAAACCUGCCCUGACUUCAAAGAGACACAGCUGCUGUUUCUCAGGUUGCACUUUUAAGACCCAAUAUGGCCAAAAAGACAUGGAGCGGCAUCUCAAAACCCACACCGGUGAGAAGCCCUUUGAAUGUGAGCUGUGCCACAAGCGCUUCAGUCGACGGGACAAGCUCAACAUGCACAGCCGCUCACACACGGGCGAGAAGCCGCACAAGUGUAAACACUGUCCCUACGCAGCAGCCGACAGCAGCAGUCUGAAGAAGCACCUGCGUAUCCACUACGAUGAGCGACCUUUUAAAUGCCAGAUCUGUCCUUACGCCAGCCGCAACUCCAGCCAACUCACCGUGCACCUCCGCUCGCACACUGGGGAUGCACCCUUCCAGUGCCAACAGUGUGAUGCAAAGUUCAAAAUCAACUCAGACCUGAAGAGGCACAUCCGGAUUCACUCCGGCGAAAAACCUUACAAGUGUGACUUUUGCGACUACCGCUGCGCCAUGAAAGGCAACCUGAAAUCUCACAUUCAGAUCAAACACGGCACGGAGAACACCUUCCGCUGUGCGCACUGUGAUUUCCAGUGUGCCAAUAAGACUGCUCUGCGGCAACACUCGCGAGAGCACCAGCCAACCCAGCCCAUCCGGUGCUCCAAGUGCACUUACUCCUGCUCCAGCAAGGGGGCGCUCAAGGUCCACGAGAGGAUCCAUUCAGAGGAGCGUCCCUUUAAAUGUGACUUCUGCAACUUUUCCUCCAAGCAGCGCAGCAACCUCGUCAUCCACAAAAAGAAGUGCCACUCGGACAAGCCCGAAAAGGGCAGCUGUGGGAAAGGAGGCAGAGGUGGAGGGAAAGGCGGAGGGGGUGACUCUCCGAAGCCUGUCGGCUCCAGAUAUCGGGCCAAACUAGAGGCAGCUCGAGCCUUCUGCUGUGACUCGUGCGACGCCUGCUUUGUGAGGGAGGACUCCCUGCGCAGCCACAAGAAGCAGCAUCGAGACACUCAGAAUGUGCUGCAGCUCCAGCUCUCCACCCCAGCUGAUGGAGUCAACCUGGUUCCUGUAACGACGUCACAGGGCAGCAGCCAGCUGGAAGUUCCUAUCCCGUCUGACUCGAUGUCUCCUUACAGCAGUGCACAGCUGAAAAUCAUUGUAUCUCACCCCCUGGGUCAGGAAAACGCCUUAAUUCCAGCUAGUAUGGAUAGUCAGAGUAAGACCAACAUGGUCCUGCUAAGCCCAGAAAGCCAGGACAUGGUAGUCAGCUCCAUGAUCCAACAGGUCAACCUGCUCGCGCCUAUGCAACCCCUUGUGUCGUCCCAGGCUGCAGAAUCCGCCCUUGAACCCCAGACAGUCCUGUUGACACAGCUGAGUGCCGACGACACCAACAGCCCGCUCCACCAGGCCCUGCUGCAGACCGCCAUAACCACUCAGGACUCCAGCGGCGGCUCGCAGACUUUCAUCACAACCUGCUCUGAACUGGAGGGCCUCAACGCCUUGAUCCAGGAGGGCGGCACAGAGGUGACGGUGGUGACAGAAGGGAACGCCACCUUGGUGUCCACAGCGGCUCCGCCCGACGCGGUGUGCGGUCCAGCAGAGGACAUGUCCAAGCCAGCAGUGGAGGAGAGUGCCUUGUCCUGUGAGGAGAGUGCGUUACUGGUGCCGAACAUGAGCCUGAGCAGCCAGAAUGUGGUCAUCCACGGCAUCCCACUGAUGGUGUCCCCUCAGCCACAGCAGAGCGCGGUAGAGCAUCUCCCUCCACACACACUCUACGCAGAUUCACACACACUGGAAGGCAUCCCACCUUGAGUGGAGGGCUCGGUGUGUUUUCUAAAAGACCACAGUGUUAUCAUAAGCUAUAUCUUUGCCAGUAAGAACUCGUAGGUCCUGUAAUAGUAACAGCUUUUGUUUCUAGCAGUUUAAUCAUUCACCACUGUAGUAACAAUACUGAGGACUUUUUCAGAUUUUAGAAUAAUUAAUUGUUGUCGUAGCACAAUGGUUCAAUCCAGAUUGUUGUCACGUUUAACAUUGAAUAACUUUGAAUGUGAAAGCAUAUCGUCGGGACAUGAUUUCAUAUGCUCUAUUUUCAAGUGUCAUUUUUUUGGAAGCAUCAAAAUUAAACUUUAUUUUGCAUAAAUUGACUGAAUCAUGUAUUUUCAGGCAGCAUCUUAGACAAAAGUCUUAAUAGAGAAGACGAAAUUCUUCAUCAAAUAGGCACAACUUGGAAUUGAACGUCUGUCUUUGUGCCAUGGAGUUCUCCAGUUUGUGCACCAGGUGGCAGCAGAGAUUAAAGGGUGACGUUUUCUCUGUCAUUGUGGGGUAUUGCAGUCCUUAUUGAUUCUACGUAUUCUGUACAAGUCGCUGUUUUUGAAAAUGAAUGUUUUCAGGUGCUCAAUCUGAAUGAAGGAGGUAAAUGUCAUUUGUGGACAACAUUAGACUGCAUUUCAAGGUCUUACUUUUUAAAAGCCAAGAUGCUCUCCCAAUAGAUUUUUCAAUAAAGUGCCUGUUUUGCUUGUGGCUCUCUGUUA
Scatophagus argus is the source of this 3090-nucleotide messenger RNA. It is a transcript of the gene zfp64, whose product is annotated as zinc finger protein 64 homolog (mouse). Lineage: Eukaryota; Metazoa; Chordata; Actinopteri; Scatophagidae. The coding region runs from base 278 to 2371 and encodes 697 amino acids. The transcript is spliced from 6 exons. Gene Ontology annotation, molecular function: RNA polymerase II cis-regulatory region sequence-specific DNA binding; DNA-binding transcription factor activity. Gene Ontology annotation, biological process: regulation of transcription by RNA polymerase II. The record is from RefSeq and is a predicted model, not a curated record.